Molecule: messenger RNA, 1149 nt
Organism: Symbiodinium pilosum
Lineage: Eukaryota; Dinophyceae; Suessiales; Symbiodiniaceae
Source: the annotation of a GenBank genome assembly
CGAGCGUCCAACGGCCUCACAAAGCAGCGACCUGCCCUCCCGACAUCCACCUCUUCGCCCCCCAUGGCUCCCAAGACCGCGCCAAAGGCUAAGGCAGAUGCUAAGCCAAAAGCGGAUGCCAAGGCUAAGGGCAAGGCGAAGAAGGAGGAAGCCGAGGAGGAGAAGCCCAAGAUGACGGCCCCGAACCGCGAGGAGUUCGACGAGAAGAUUGAGAAGUUCAAGACGGAGAUCGACAAACUCCAGGCCAAGCAGAAGGCUCUGUCCGAGAAAAUCCAGGAGCGCUCUGGAGGCAAGGAGGAGUUCUACGCCAAGAAGGCUGAGCUUCGGGCUCAGCUUGAUGAGCUCUCUGGCAAGAUCGAUGGGCUGCAGGCGCGGAAGGACGAGAUCAACCGUGCGGUGGGCAGCAAGCGUGAUGAGGAGCGCGAGAAGCGCUCGCAGCUGAACACGAUGAAGAAGUCGAUUGGCUUCACGAGCGAGGCUGACAUCGAUAAUCGCAUCGCCUCCAUCGAGUUCCAGCUAUGCACCGAGUCGGUCCCACUGAAGGAAGAGAAGAAGCUCCUGGCUGAGAUUCAGCAGCUCAAGAAGAACCGCUCCAAGGUCAACCAGAUGCAACAGAUGGAGCAGAACCUUUCCACUGUGGACCCGACCAUGUCCAUGAAGGAGCAGAAGGAAGCGAUCAACACAGAGAUGCAGCAGUACCGCGACGAGAAGCGCAAGAUCCAGGAUCAGAUGACCGAGCUGUCUGAAGCGCGCAAGCAACAGCUUGGCCCUAUCGAGGAGAUCCAGAAUGAGCGCAGCGCCAUUGGCGACCAGCUGAAGGCGAAGAUCGAGGAACGCAACGCCUUCCGCGAUGAGUUCCGCGCGAAGGAGCGUGAGUACAACCAGUACCUGGCCGAACUCCGCCGUGCCAAGCAGGAGAAGUAUGCGGCCGAGAAGGCCGAACGCCAGAAGGAGUACGACCUCCGCCGCAAGCAGCGUGAGGCCGACAAGCUCGACGACCAGCCGUAUGUGGCGGAGAUCACCCUCAUUGAGCAGACGAUCAAGUUCUGCCAAAGCCUGGUGCAGUCCAAGGUGGCAGAGAAGAAGGACGAGAAGAAGGAGGUCGUGCACAACCAGCCGGACGACUGCGAGAUCCUCGUGCGCAAAGAG